Hyla sarda is the source of this 1835-nucleotide messenger RNA. RefSeq names its product oocyte zinc finger protein XlCOF7.1-like. The coding region runs from base 214 to 1578 and encodes 454 amino acids. Gene Ontology annotation, biological process: regulation of DNA-templated transcription. NCBI's taxonomy places the organism in Eukaryota, Metazoa, Chordata, Amphibia, Anura, Hylidae. The record is from RefSeq and is a predicted model, not a curated record. The transcript is spliced from 6 exons.
AUGGUCUCAUAAACCAAUAUAUUUGCAUUAAUAAUGGUGUUGUGGGUUUCAGGCUUACUGUGCGGCCAUACUUGGGCACGUUUUGGGACAAGCUUUUAAGGAUGACUACACAGUGACCCUCGUCCGGGCUCCAGAAAUACCAGGUUUCUCCAAUCCAGGAUCCUCUGCUGAUAUCUUCUAUAUAAGAGAAUUCUCCUGAAUGACCCAUCAACCAUGGAGAGAGACAGGAACAAGAUGGCCGACAGCAUCAUAAACCUCACCCUACAGAUACUCUUCCGGCUUACUGGAGAGGAUUACACAGUAGUGAAGAAGUCCUCUAGUGGGCGCUGUCGGGCCCCUAUGUCUGAAGGAUGGGGAAGAACCCUGAGCCCAAUCCCGGGGCUCCCACCUCACUCCCUGAUACAUGAGGAAAUGGAUGAACAGAAGAUCCGAGAACUCAUCAACAAGAUGAUGGAGCUGCUGACUGGAGAGGUUCCUAUAAGGUGUCAGGACGUGGCGGUCUAUUUCACCAUGGAGGAGUGGGAGUAUGUAGAAGGACACAAGGAUCAGUACAAGGAUCAGGUGAUGAUGGAGGAUCAGCAGCUCCUCACAUCACCAGUCAUAUCCAGUAAGAUAACAGCACCAGAGAGGUGUCCCCGUCCUCUUGAUAAGCAGAAUAUGGAGGACAUUACCACAGGGAAAGAUCUGAUCUAUAUUAAUGCUACAGACAUAAAGGAAGAAGAAGAGACAGAUAUGAGCGGUGAUGAGCAGUAUAAGGAGAACAUUACUACAGGGAAAGAUCUGAUCUAUAUUAAUGCUACAGACAUAAAGGAAGAAGAAAAGACAGAUAUGAGCAGUGAUGAGCAGUAUAAGGAGGACAUUCCUACAGGGAAAGAUCUGAUCUAUAUUAAUGCUACAGACAUAAAGGAAGAAGAAGAGACAGAUGUGAGCAGUGAUGAGCAGUAUAAGGAGGACAUUCCUACAGGUAACCGCCCAGAUUCUUGUAGCAGGAGAUCAGAGGAGAAUCUUAUAUCUUCAGAUUAUAAAGCAGAUGAUGAUAUCACACAAGAUACAUAUGAAGAACAUUCCAUUAUCCCAGAUACACCCUCAGCCCUUCACAGCCAAGAUCUGUCAUCUCAUCCUUAUAUACAGGUCCUGUCUUCUCAGUCAUCACAGGAGGUUCAGCAAAAUAAAAGUCACAGAAGGGGUGUUGGACAUCAAAGAGAUCACACAGGAAAUAAACCAUAUUCAUGCUCAGAAUGUGGGAAAUGUUUUACUAAGAAAUGGUAUCUUGUUGAACAUCAAAGAAUUCACACAGGGGAGAAGCCAUUUUUAUGUUCAGAAUGUGGGAAAUGUUUUACUGCGAAAUCAAGUCUUGUUAAACAUCAAAGAAUUCACACAGGGGAGAAGCCAUAUUCAUGUUCAGAAUGUGGAAAAUGUUUUACUUGGGCAUCAGAUUUUACUCGACAUCAAAUAACUCAUGCAGCGGAGAAACAUUCAUGUUCAGUAUGUGGGAAAUGUUUUCCUGGGAAAAUAAAUCUUGUUCUACAUCAAAGAACUCACAUGGCGGGAGUAGCUAUUUACAUGUGCAGCAUGUGAGAAAUGUUUUACUAAUAAAUCACAUCUUGCUGUACAUCAAAGAACUCACACAGGAGAGAAGACAAUUCAGAGCAAUAAAUGAUGCAGAUAACACAUCUAUAUAUUAACCAUGUACAUAGGAUAUCUGACAUUUAUACAUAUAUCAUAUACUGCAUCUCCAAACUUGUUACCAAUUGUUAAUAAAAGUUUUCUUUCUUAUAUUAUUUAUUAUUCUUAUAUUCAUCUCCGCACACUGGACUUAUAAUAAAUGUAAUAUU